AUGUCUGGUUCAACACACGGAAUUCAAAUUGCCAUUGAUAGAGGUGGUACCUUCUGUGAUGUUAUUGCUAAAAUCCCAGGACAAGAAGACUAUGUAUUCAAAUUAUUAUCUGUUGAUCCUCAAAAUUAUAAGGAUGCACCUACUGAGGGAAUUAGAAGAGUGUUAGAAAAGGCAACGGGGGAAAAGAUUCCCAAAGGUCAAAAAUUAAAAUUGGAUCAGAUUCAGAGUAUUAGAAUGGGUACCACAGUUGCAACAAAUGCAUUGCUUGAAAGAAAGGGUGCACAUGUUUUGCUUGUGACCACUAAAGGGUUUAAAGAUGUUUUGGUUAUUGGAAAUCAAACUAGACCACACAUAUUUGAUUUGACAGCUAAAAAGUUGGGACAUUUAUAUGAUCAAGUAUUGGAGGUGGACGAAAGAGUAACAAUUGCGGGAUUCUCUGAAGGUGGUGGUGAUAAGUUAAAGAUUGAUGUUAAUUCAGACCCUGAGUUGAAAGAAAGUUUGACUGGAGAUAUCGUUAGGGUUAUUAAGGAGCCUAACUAUGAAAAAGUUGGCGAAGAUUUACUCAAGAUAUAUCAUGAAGGAAAAAUCAAGACAAUUGCUUUGUCAUUACUUCAUUCUUACUGUUAUCCAAUUCACGAGGCUAAAAUUGCAUCUAUUGCAAGGUCAAUUGGUUUUGAUGUUUCUGUCUCUCAUCAACUUCAACCAAUGUUAGGUUUCGUUAAUAGAACUUCGUCAACUGUAGCGGAUGCUUACCUUAGCCCAGUAAUCAAUGAAUAUGUUUCUAAUUUUGGUGAAGGUUUUGAAGGUGGGUUAGAUGCAUUUGGCAACAAAUUGUUGUUUAUGCAGUCAAACGGUGGUUUGUGUCCGUGGUAUAAAUUCACGGGACUUAAAGCGAUUUUGUCAGGACCUGCCGGGGGUAUUGUCGGAUAUGGUGAAACCUGUUUUGAUGAUGUCUCCAAGAAAGCUACAAUUGGUUUUGAUGCUGGUGGCACAUCCACCGAUGUGUCAAGAUAUGCAGGUAAUUUUGAUCUCAUUUACGAAACUGUUGUUAGCGAAGUUAGUUUGCAAACACCUCAGUUGGAUAUUUCCACUGUAGCUGCUGGAGGUGGAUCUAUGUUAUUUUGGAAGAAUGGUAUGUUUGUCACGGGCCCCGAAUCUGCGGGUUCUGAUCCCGGUCCAGCAUGUUACAGAAAAGGUGGUCCACUUACUGUCACUGAUGCUAAUUUAUUCUUAGGUAGGCUAUUACCAGACUUUUUUCCAAAAAUUUUUGGUCCUAACCAAGAUCAGCCAUUAGACUAUGAGUUAACUGCUCAAAAGUUUAAACAAUUAACUGAAGAGAUUAACAAAGAUAAAGCUUCUGAAGGUAUCGCAUUGACUCCUGAGGAAGUCGCUAGUGGGUUUUUAAAAGUUGCCGUAGAAUCAAUGGCUAGACCAAUUAGAAAUUUAACUGAGGCAAAAGGUUUUGAAACUUCUCAACAUAAUUUAGCAAGUUUUGGGGGUUCUGGUGGCCAAUUUGCGGUUUCCUUGGCCAAAAAUUUAGGGAUUUCAAAUGUUGCAAUCCAUAAAUAUUCCUCAUUAUUAUCUGCAUAUGGAAUUCAAUUAGCUGAUAUUGUGAUUGAGAAACAAUUACCAACAUCCUUUACAUACUCCAAGGAUAAUUUUGUAUCAAUUGAUGGAAUAAUCAAACAGUUGGUCGACCAAGCAUUUGCAGAUUACAAAGAUCAAAAUUUGACAAACUUUGAAACUGAAUUAGAAAUUUUGUUAAACAUGAGAUAUGUUGGCUCCGACACGCAUUUGCUUAUUCCGGUCACACGAGGAGAGUAUGAUGCCGAUACGAAGUUCAUUGCUAGGCAUAAGUCUGAAUUUGGGUUUAAUUUGGACAGAAAUGUUAUUGUGGACGAUGUACAAGUCCUUUUACAUGUUCAAUCAGACGAUAAAGAGGUGGGGAAUCCAUUUGAAGAACUUUCGAAACUUCAAACUAGAGAACUUGUGGAGCCAUCUAACAUUCAGAAAAAUAUUUACUUUGAAUCAUUUGGAUGGUUAUUGUCGAAUGUUUACUUGUUGCCUGAUAUGCAGAAGGGUAAAAUAAUUGAAGGACCUGCUAUUAUUAUUGAUGAUACUCAAACUAUAUUAGUCGAGCCUCGUUCAAAGGCAGCAAUCUUGUCAAAUCAUAUUUUAAUUGAUGUCGAACAAGAAGAAAAGCCACAACUUUCAAAAGAAACCAUUGACCCGAUCCAGUUAUCUGUAUUUGGUCACAGGUUCAUGUCCGUUGCAGAACAAAUGGGUAGAACAUUGCAACAAACAGCUAUUUCUACAAACAUUAAAGAAAGAUUGGAUUUUUCAUGUGCUAUUUUUGAUAAGAAUGGUUCUUUGGUUGCUAAUGCGCCACAUAUACCAAUUCACUUGGGUUCUAUGUCUUAUGCAGUGAAAGCACAGAUUGAUUUGUGGGAAGGAAAAUUGCAACCAGGUGAUGUAUUGGUUUCAAAUCAUCCUAUUGCUGGUGGAUCCCAUUUACCAGAUAUAACUGUUAUUACACCUGUAUUGGAUGAGAAUAAUAAUCCAAUUUUUUGGACAGCAUCGAGGGGACAUCAUGCAGACAUUGGAUCCAUUGCUGCUGGAUCGAUGCCACCUAAUUCAAAGACAAUAUAUGAUGAAGGAGCUGCGAUUGUCACGCAUAAAUUGUGCUCCAAAGGUGUUUUUGACGAGCAAGGCAUUACAAAACUUUUACUCGAAGAGCCAGCUAAAUAUCCUGGUGGGUCUGGAACUAGAGCGUUAAGUGAUAAUUUGUCUGAUCUUAAAGCCCAAGUUGCUGCCAAUUAUAAAGGUAUCAAUUUAUUGAAACGAUUAGUCGACGAGUUUACAUUUGAUGUCAUUGAUCUUUAUAUGGAAGGUAUUCAAGCGACUGCAGAAAUAGCUGUCAGAAAUUUAUUAAAAUUAGCAUUUAAGAAAUUUGGUGGAGCCUCUAUGAAAGAUGUUGAAUAUCUUGAUGAUGGUACUGCUAUCGCUCUUACUGUGACGAUUGAUUCAGAAUCUGGAUCUGCAGUGUUUGAUUUUAGUGAAUCGGGAGAUGAAAUUUAUGGUAAUUUGAAUGCACCAAGCGCAAUUUUGUACUCUGCUGUGUUGUAUGUGUUGAGAUGUUUAAUUAGUACUGAUAUCCCAUUGAACAGUGGAUGUUUGAGACCUAUAAUAUUCAAGACUAGAGAAGGGUCGAUUGUGUCUCCUUCUCCUGAUGCAGCUGUUGUUGGUGGUAAUGUUGAAACAACACAAAGAAUAGUUGAUGUGAUGUUGAAAACCUUUCAAGCGGCAGCUGGUUCACAGGGUACUUGUAAUAAUUUCACUUUUGGUACAAAUGACAAACAAAAUGGUGUAUCAUUUGGUUACUAUGAAACUAUCUGUGGUGGUUCUGGGGCUGGUCCAACUUGGGAUGGUCAGUCUGCAGUUCAAUGUCACACGACUAAUACUAGAAUGACUGAUACAGAAUUAUUUGAAAAGAGAUAUCCAGUUUUAGUGAAGGAAUAUUCUGUUAGAGAAGGAUCUGGUGGUGAUGGUCUUCACAAAGGAGGUGAUGGAGUUAUCAGAGACAUUGAGUUCUUGUACCCAUUGGAAGUCUCCUGUUUGAUGGAAAGAAGAUCGUUACCACCAUAUGGUUUAGGUGGAGGGGAAGACGGUUCUCGUGGAGUCAAUUAUUGGUACAAGAAACUGGAUAAUGGUGAAUAUCAUAAGAAAUCAUUAGGAGGUAAAUGUACUGUUAGAGUUGGAAAGGGAGAUAGAAUUGUGAUUAUGACCCCAGGUGGUGGUGGAUUUGGCGUUAUUGAUCAUGAAGUAAAUUAUCCAAUUAAGAGUUUGCAUCCAAGUGUUUUAACUGGAUCUGUUGGUCUUAGAACAAUUACUCAAGAAACGAACUAA
Molecule: messenger RNA, 3906 nt
Organism: Candida tropicalis MYA-3404
Lineage: Eukaryota; Fungi; Ascomycota; Pichiomycetes; Serinales; Debaryomycetaceae
Gene: HYU1
Product: 5-oxoprolinase
Exons: 1
Coding region: 1-3906 (1301 amino acids)
Biological process (GO): glutathione metabolic process
Cellular component (GO): cytosol
Molecular function (GO): 5-oxoprolinase (ATP-hydrolyzing) activity
Source: RefSeq, a predicted model, not a curated record